CCAAUGUUUUAGACAUGGCGGACAAGUACAACGCAGAAACUAUUAUAACAGAAACUCAGAAGAGGAUAAGUAAUGCCUUUGACGUGUUUGACCACGAAUCCAACAAGACUGUUGAUGUCCGGGAAAUAGGCACCAUCAUCCGUUCACUUGGUUGUUUCCCAUCAGAAGCUGACCUGCAUGAGAUCAUUGCUGAGCUAGAAGAAGAAGAGCCCACUGGGUUUGUACGCUAUGAGAAGUUUCUUCCAACUAUGACUAAGAUCCUGCUGGAGCGCAAGUUCCGUCCUAUCACAGAAGACCUGCUCCUUCAGGCCUUUGAGGUGUUAGAUCAACAGAAAAAAGGACACUUGGAACCAGAGGAACUGUCUAAAUAUUUAACACAAGAAGGAGAGCCCUUCACACAGGAAGAGAUGGAUGAAAUGUUGUCUGCAGCGGUUGAUCCUGAUAAAAAUGUCAUUCUCUACAAGGACUUUGUUAGCAUGAUGACUUUUGAUGACACUCGAUGAUGGCUGACAGCAUGAUGAGAUCGAACAAAUAAGUAUUUUUAUAGCUUUAUUGUAUCAAGGUAUCAUAAACAAAAUCAUCUCAGUUACCAUAAUAAAUAAUAUACUGUACAAUUUAUUUAGAAUCUUUAACCAUGGUAUGUAUCAUUAACGGUGCUCAUAUUGCCCUAAUACUCUUUGCUUGAUAAAUAGUUUGGCAAAAUUACACAUUAUGAUAUUUUACCCUAUUCAUAAUAAUUCAUAUAGCCUUUAAAGUGGAGAAUGUGUGCAAGAAUAAGAGUGUAUAUUAUAGACAGAUUAAUCAUUUAUGCUAUUAAUGAGGGAGGUUUUUUAAGGCCAGGUGUGUGUCUGAGAGCCUCAUUAUAAAGUCAGUGUGUGGUGUCCUUCUUCUGUCAGUUUCAUUAGCAGACUAUAAUACCACAGGUUUAGUGAAGGGGUGGCAUAUUCUUGCAGCUCAUUUUUUCCUAAUUAACCUGUGCCCCAUGAGUGCAUCUGUGUGGAGGAGAGACCGGGAACAGAACUGCCCCCCUGUGAACUGACCAGAGAAGCACAUUACUUAUGAUGGCCUUAACAGAAUGCAAUCAUAAAAGUUGCACACUGGUGGCAUGGCGAAUUAUGAUCUAACCUUUCAUGAAAUUACAUGCUUUUUAAAAAACGAACUUGACGGAAAAGCACAAAUUUUACAGUAUAGUUGAAAAUGUGUUUUAUGAGUUUACUUUACACACCUUCCACAAAUCGAGCGCAGCGUUAGUUCAGUCCGGCCACGGAGGCAUAGGCUGUGACCAGCUGAUGCGAUCAGCUGUCAUCGCUCAAAUCACUACCACUCUCCUAUUAGACACGGGACAUAUAUACAUGGCACCACUGCUAGGUAAGCAUGCUCAAACGGCUUGCAACCCUCCCUCCCCUUAUAAGCAUGAGCAUAUUACUGUGCACCUUCUGGUUGUCGUCUUCUUUGUUUCAAGUCUUAGCGGGCAUGGACCUCACUGCUGAGAGACACUCACCUUCAUAACCAGGCUACAGGAUAGACGUCCCACUGCCACAUCUACAUGAUUAUCACUGUUUGCUUUAAAGACAUUAUUAAGAGUCUUAAUUUUCAUGUAUUUCCAAGCUGAUGGUUCUGGGGGGGUUAAUGUUUGUAAACGUUUUUUUUUUUUUUAUGUAUCAUAAAGUAUAGGUGAAGAUUCAAUGGUCCAAAAAGGAUAGAAUGACUAUUACUCUGAGCAAUAGUAAGUUUUUAGGUUUAUGACCGUUUCCUAUUUGUUUAUGCUAAAUGUAUAUAUGUCUGUGUAUCGUAUUAUAUAUGACUGAUAAAGCAGUACUGUUUAAUUUGAAUACUGAUAGUCAUUUGCUCAUUUCUGAUUGUUAGAGUCUCAUGUGAAGCAGUGGGUUGUAGAUGGAGAAUUUAUUUGAGAUGUGUGAGCACUAGGUGGCGCUGCUUACCCAUGGUUAUUAAAUGUCCCUCCAAAUUCCUGCUGAACUAACAAUGCAACCAAAACAGUACUGGCUAUUUAUUCUCAUUCUAAUUCAAAACAACAUUUGAUAAAUUUAGAAAUAUUGCCAUAGCCUAUAUUGC
This is a messenger RNA of Carassius gibelio (silver crucian carp), 2073 nucleotides long. Its product is annotated as dynein regulatory complex protein 8-like. Bases 15 to 503 code for a protein of 162 amino acids. Gene Ontology annotation, molecular function: calcium ion binding. NCBI's taxonomy places the organism in Eukaryota, Metazoa, Chordata, Actinopteri, Cypriniformes, Cyprinidae. The transcript has 7 exons. The record is from RefSeq and is a predicted model, not a curated record.